UUUCCCGCUUCCCUCCUCCCUCUGCCCUCGCUAUGCCGCCCAUUGCCGCUUCCCCGCCCAACCACGAUGAGAACGCCCCGCUCCUUGCGUCCCCCUCCCUCGAAGCCGGUACCACAGGACCACCAACACCCUCCCCGCCAUGGCAGUUUUGGAACCGUCCACCGUUCCGCCGCGUACAUUUCGCUGACCAUGACCAGUUUGUCUCCCCGGCCUCUGCCCAUUCAGAAAGCGAAUUAAGUGCGGAUGGGAACGGGGGGUAUGGCACCAAUCCCAAAUAUCCUCGUCAACCGCUGCAGCAAGAAGAGAAGAUGGGCCAAUGGAUGAUGUACUGUCUAUUAGUACUCGUCGGCAUGGUUUUCGGAGCCCUAUUCUCCAGGAACUGGUCUAUAAAAGGGGAUGCCGGGGAUAUGCCCAUGGUACCUCCGGUGUGGACAUUACCUCCUCCCACCGGUCUCCCUAGGAACGACGCGUAUCUUAUCAACGCCACGACCGCUGCCGUCGCUUCUGAAGAUGUCACCUGUUCCAAUCUCGGUCUUUCCAUCAUGCAAGACAAGAAUGGUUCGGCUGUCGAUGCUGCCAUCACUACAACUCUCUGUAUCGGUCUCCUGAAUGCUUUUUCUUCAGGUAUCGGUGGAGGCGGCUUCAUGGUUGUCCGCGUACCAGAGACGCACGAGGUAAAGGAUCAAGCGCUACGUGAUAUUGGGUAUGAUGGUGAGCUGGAGGAAAGCCGAGUGGUUGCCUUGGACUUUAGAGAAACCUGCCCUUCGAACUGUGAGAAGGAUACGUACGGGACUCACAAGGCGGGAAGGAUGGCUGCGCAGGUCGGUGGUUUGGCUAUCGGUGUUCCGGGAGAGCUUAGAGGAUUAGAGGCUGCGCAUAAACUUUACGGGACUUUACCUUGGAAGGAUGUAGUUAUGCCUGUAGCGGAACUGGCCAAGGGAUGGCGUGUAUCCCGUGAACUUGCGAGGCGUCUUCGUCUUUUUGGCGACUUUAUGCUAUCCUCACCCACUUGGUCUGCAGUAUAUGCUCCCCGCGGGCCCUUGCUUGUGGAGGGCGACUUUAUCCAGAGGUUGAACUAUGGCAAGACUUUGAAGAAGAUUGCAGAAGAGGGCGCUAGUGCAUUUUAUCAGGGCGAGAUUGCUGAGAGCAGCGUAAAGACGAUUGCCAAGGCCGGCGGUGUCAUGACUUUGGAUGAUCUUCAAUCAUUUAAAGCGCUUUCUUACCCUGCGAUCCACUCCACCUUCAUGUCCAAAGAGAUUUACACGACCUCUGCGCCUUCUUCCGGCGGGAUCAUGCUCGGUCUGCUCAACAUCCUUGAGCCGCUGAAUAUUACUUCCAACAACGGUCUCAAAAACCCUCUCAACCUCCAUCGUUUCAUUGAGGCGCUCAAAUUCGCUUUCGGAGCUAGAUCCUGGGUGACGGAUCCCGCUUUUGCCGAGGACAGGAAGAGGCUUGAGGAAGUUUAUACCAAGGAAUGGGCUAAUGAGAUUAGAGAAAAAAUUACAGAUAAUGAGACACACUCUGCCGAUUAUUACGGGCUUCAGUACGAUACCCCUAUCGACCACGGGACUACCCACCUUAGCGUUGUAGACAAAUGGGGCGGAGCGGCAAGUGUUACCUCGACGAUCAAUCUUAUUUGGGGAAGCCACGUUAUGGAUCCUAAAACUGGUAUCAUCUUCAACGACGAGCAGGAUGAUUUCGCUGUCCCCGGCGCACCCGACGCAUUCGGUUUAUGGCCCAGUCCGUGGAACUACCCCGCGCCCGGCAAAAAACCACUAUCCUCCACAUCCGCCUCCAUCAUCCUCAACCCCGCCACCGGCUCAUCCCCUUCUCCCUCUUUAUACGCCGUCGUCGGCGGUUCAGGCGGUUCCCGCAUAUUCCCGUCCGUCGCCCAAGUCUUGUUGAACCUCUUUUCAGGGCUUGGUAUCUCCCAGUCGAUCGAAGCGUACAGGGUGCAUAACCAGAUAGUGCCGGAUCUGACUACUAUGGAGGUGGGGCCGGAGGGGGUGGAUGAAGAGGUUGUCAAGGGGUUGAAGGAGAGGGGUCAUAAGAUCGGGGAGUUUGACGUGAAUAUUGGUAUUUCUGAAGUGCAAGCGAUUGUGCUAGAGGAUGGACAUAUAUUUGCGUCGAGCGAUUCUAGAAAGAACGGUAUAGCUGCGGGUUAUUAAUUUGAAUCCAAGCAUUUUGUAUAGUCUGAUUGAAUGUUGGC
This is a messenger RNA of Cryptococcus deneoformans JEC21, 2209 nucleotides long. RefSeq names its product Gamma-glutamyltranspeptidase 1 precursor, putative. Gene Ontology annotation, cellular component: plasma membrane; fungal-type vacuole. Bases 33 to 2168 code for a protein of 711 amino acids. Gene Ontology annotation, molecular function: glutathione gamma-glutamate hydrolase. The transcript has 10 exons. The record is from RefSeq and is a predicted model, not a curated record. Lineage: Eukaryota; Fungi; Basidiomycota; Tremellomycetes; Tremellales; Cryptococcaceae. Gene Ontology annotation, biological process: glutathione catabolic process.